ACGAGAAGCUGGGAGGUGGGCGGCAUUUUCGGUGCUCGUAUGAUAUAGUAGUCACGAUAAUUGAUGUGUGAUUUUCAUCCAGUGGCCCUAAUCAUGCCAUGUGAACCUUCACCAUGGCCCACUGUUAAUCUUGCGCCAUCGUAGUGAUGUGCACGAGUAUCCGAGUGCUAUUCAAGUACUCUCACCCGCAACCCCGCCUUGACUCCGCAUAUUGACCGCGAGACGGGGUUAUAGCGCGGUCAGUUCCCCCAUGUACCCCCGCAUGCUCUACACUUUCGAUUCGCUGUGUGGUAUUACAUUAUUGGGAGAAGACCUACGAGCACUGUGAGCUGCCUGUUCCUGAAAUAUUCACAAAAUCCCUUCCGUAUCAACACUUACCACCAUAGACCGUUCAAGAUUACUUGAACUCUAAUAUGACGCUCAAAAAUGUUAUUGUCACUGGAGCUGGGGGUUUGAUAGGCCCAAUGCUCUCGAAGCGCCUUUUGAACGAUGGUUACAGAGUCAUUAUGACCGAUAUUGUUGAGCCUGUCGUCCCGAAAGGCGUCAAAACCCCGGAGAAUGCGACACGCCUGAAGGGGGAUAUCUGUGAUCCUGCGUUCAUCAAGACACUGCUGGAAACCGCACAGCCGCUCCACGCCAUCUUUAUCUUCCAUGGCAUCAUGUCAGCGGGCUCGGAGGCAAACUUCGACCUAUCAUGGAAGGUCAACGUCGAAAGUGUACGAAACCUCUUACUGGCACUCAGGCAGUCAAACCCCGGCGUUCGUGUUGUCUAUUCAAGUUCGCAGGCAGUGUACGGCCAGCCACUACCACCCGUAGUCACCGACUCUGUUACACCCACCCCCGAGGGCACCUAUGGCGCGCAUAAGCUUUCGACCGAGGUCAUCAUCAACGAUAUGCAUCGCAAAGGCUUUAUUGAUGCCUUUAUUGUGCGGUUUCCUACGCUGGUUGUGAGACCUGGCAAGCCCAGUAACGCAGCAUCGUCUUUCCUUUCUGGUAUGAUACGUGAGCCGUUGAAUGGUGAUGUCUGUGUGUUACCUCUCAAGGAUAGAUCCUUCAGGUCAUACAUCUGCUCACCUAGUGGCACGAUCGAGAAUCUUGUACGGGUCUUAAAUCUGAGGAGCGAUGCUCUGCCGAAACACAUCCGGCAUAUCAACUUCCCAGGUGUUGCUGCAUCAGUUCAGGAAUUGAUGGACGGUUUGGCGAAAUACGGUGGAGAGGAGAAGUUGAAGCUGCUUCAGGAGGAGACAAAUCCGGAAUUGGAACGUAUUCUGAGGAGUUGGGCGCAAGACUUCGAUCCAAGUACACCUGACAGGCUAGGCCUGGUGAGAGACAAGCACCCUGAAGAUCUUGUCAAGGAGUACGUCGAUUACUUGAACGAGCAAUGAGACGACUCCCUAACCUCUGAGAGAGAAUUGAUUUGCACAUGAAUGCUUGACGGGUAUUAUAUAGGAAGUUCUAGCAAGAUUAUGAGUGGAUGCCUAUAUUCUAUGGUAGCUUUCCCGUUGGUAAUCAGUGUUAGCGAUGAUAAUCUGAAUUCUCGCAAUGGCACACCAAGAUUCCUGUACCC
Molecule: messenger RNA, 1567 nt
Organism: Truncatella angustata
Lineage: Eukaryota; Fungi; Ascomycota; Sordariomycetes; Amphisphaeriales; Sporocadaceae
Exons: 1
Coding region: 414-1385 (323 amino acids)
Source: RefSeq, a predicted model, not a curated record